Molecule: messenger RNA, 1608 nt
Organism: Onychostoma macrolepis
Lineage: Eukaryota; Metazoa; Chordata; Actinopteri; Cypriniformes; Cyprinidae
Product: SLAM family member 5-like
Exons: 6
Coding region: 244-1062 (272 amino acids)
Source: RefSeq, a predicted model, not a curated record
UCCAUUCACGAUCUAGAAAUAAAAACAAGACGCCAACAAUCCAGAAGAGAAAAUGGCUCGUCUUGUCGCGCCACUUCUUCGCGCGCUUUUUUACGCCCUCUUCGCGCGCAACAGCCCGCUGUUUUCCCGCCCCUUCAACUUUUUCAGGUCACUUCCUCACAAGUCCAUCUGCUCAGUUGAGUUUCAUCGGUAUCAUCGACAGAACAACAACUCAACAUAAUAUCAACAAACACAUUCAUCACUAUGUGGGCUUUCAUCUUAUAUUUCAUCUGUGUGGAGGUGAGUGGAGAGGUUGAUGGCGUUGAAACAGUAAAAGUGAUGGAGGGAGGUGUUCUCAAUCUGCAUCCAGCAGUCGAUGAUCUAAAGGGAGAUGUUCAGAUACUGUGGACUUUUGAAAGUGGCAGACAAAGCACUCGCGUCGCACAGAUGCAUCAAGGGAAAAUUUACACUCAUUAUGAGAUGAGAUUCACAGGCAGAGUGCAGUUAGACCGAAAAACAGGAAUAUUAAUCAUCAUGGACAUCAGAACUAAUGAAUCUGGACUGUAUAAAGCCUUAAUCAUUACUAAUACACUCACCUCAGCAUGGAAAUACAAGGUGGAUGUUUAUGCAUCUGUCUCUGUGCCUGCCAUCAGCAGCAGCUCUUCAGUUAGUGUUCACCAAUCUACAGGUACAUCACAGGAAACAGAGGAAAUGUGCUUUGUGUUCUGCUCAGUAAGAAAUGGUCGAGGUGUGUUCAUCUCGUGGUAUAAAGGAGGUGAAAUGCUGAACCAGACCAGCAAUCCUGAUCUCAACAUCAACCUCAGUUUACCAUUAGAGCUUCAUUAUAAUGAUCCAGAGACCUACAGCUGCACGGCUGCAAACCCAGUGAAUAACAAAACUGUCCGUCUUCACAUGAAACAGAUCUGCCCACGACAUGAAGAUUGUGUGGAUUACUGUGGCGUCACUGAGGCUGUGAUUCGUCUGGUUCUGUCUGGUCUGGUGGGAAUCGCCACUGUUGUGUUUCUGGUUGAGCAUCUGAGGUUCUGCUCAUCUCAGAGAAGAGCUGCUGCUUCUGUGAGCUGAUGAUAUUUUUGUGAGAUUUGGUGUAAUUGCCUUCUCCCUUUGCACUCUAAAUAAUUGAGCGGUAUUUUGGUUCUGUUGUAUUUUAUAACUGUGUACCAGUUUCUAUAACAAAAAUAACAAAUAAGUUAUAAUAACACAUAUUUUGAAUAUAUACUCUGGAAAAAAUAAGUUCUGUUGUAACAAGGAGGCCUUCUGUAAUCUGUUGUAUAUACUGUAUAAACAAUACACUAAACAAAUAUAAAAAAAUGUGUUACAUAAUUACAUUAACUUACAACAUAUUUGACAUUUAAUUUGACAAUGAAAGAAAUUAAAGUAAUUUUAAGUCAUAUCAGGUGGAAAUAGUUCCUUACAGCAGUGUUUAACUGGUAAUUAAUGCCCAUAUUCAGUUUUUAUAGUGUACAUAUCAUUACUACACUUUUUUGUUAUUAGACAGUAUGCAAUUUUUAUACUUGUAUUUUUUGUAUAUUUGUGUAUGGAGCUUUAGAGUGAACUAGUUUAAAAAAAAAAAAAGCAUUUUUGUCCUGUUUCAUGUUGUUAAUUAGUACA